AUGAUUAUUACAAAGUUGAUUAUAGGGGGGUUUGUUAGGUGCUCUUUUGACUCGUCGUCUUCCACUUUAAAUGAUAGCAAUUACUGGUCGAAAGAGGUGGAUUACAGUAACCAGGGCCUUACCGAGUUCCCAGAAGAGAUAUUCGAGAUAUCAUCAACCUCGUGUGUGGUGGAGGUCAAUAUUCAGAAAAACAAGAUAUGCUCGAUACCUUCAAAAAUAGAAAGCUUAAAGAAGCUGUUAAGGCUGUACAUGAAUGAUAACCAGAUCCAGUCUCUGCCUCCAGAAAUCGGGAGUGUUGAAAGACUCCGGGAACUUGAUGUGAGCAACAACAAUAUCAGCUGGCUACCUGUAGAGAUCACACAUUUGCAAUGGCUCACCAAGCUCAAUGUGAGCAACAACAGCCUUCGGAGACUGCCUGUUGAAAUGAGAGUGCUUCCAUUUCUUAAAGAGCUACGGGCAGACGGGAACAAGCUAUGUGCCUUGCCAAGUACAUUUGAAGAGUUCUAUGUUCUUGAAAGGAUCAGCCUGGGGAAUAACCUGUUUGAAGAGAUACCGGAGGUGAUAGGGAAGAUGGAGAAUCUUAAGAAGAUCGAUUUCAGAAAUAACAGGAUACGGAGGGUAAACCGGAAGCUUGUAGACAUCCUCUUUGAUAACAGGAAUCUGGAGUUGAUUGACCUCCGUGGGAAUGACUUGAUGAGGGAGAGCGACUCUGAGUGGGUGGGAUGGGAAGAGCUUGGAAGAAUGUUCAGGAGUGAUAUACUCCUGUCACAGUUAUCAAGACCCGGAAUUGAUGACGUGGAAUGA
Messenger RNA from Encephalitozoon romaleae SJ-2008, 804 nucleotides. RefSeq lists its product as hypothetical. Lineage: Eukaryota; Fungi; Microsporidia; Unikaryonidae. The record is from RefSeq and is a predicted model, not a curated record. Gene Ontology annotation, molecular function: protein binding. The coding region runs from base 1 to 804 and encodes 267 amino acids. The transcript has a single exon.